AUGAGCGCCCCGGCGGCCGCCCCCGUAGGGCUCGUGCCCGCCGGGCACCCGGAGCAGGCGGCGAGCGCCGCGGCCGGCUCCCCGGCUCCCUCCCGGGGCAGCGCCGCCGCUGCCUCCUCCAAGGCGCCCGGCGGCCCGGCGCCCUCCGCCCCGCCGCCCGCGGGGCCCCCGGUGCUGCGGGUGGCCGCCGGGGGGGCUCCGCGGCCGGCGGUGGCUCCCAAGGGGCCGCCCGCCGCCACCAUCCAGCUGCCGGCCAACCUGCAGCUGCCCCCAGGAACUGUUCUUAUCAGAAGCAGUAAUGGCCAACUAAUGCUGGUAUCUCAACAAGCAAUAGCACGAGCACAGACUCAGCCACAAAAUAACACAAGUGUACGACCGUCUGUACCUACCAGCACACCUGCAGUCAGAAUAUGUGCUGUACAGAACUCUGGCACCCAGUUACUAAAGAAAGCAGUAGCUACUCCUGUGAAAACAUUAUCUCAAACAACAAAUGCUGUGGCUUCUACUGUUCAGCCACCUGCUGUAAUACAGCCAGCAGCUGCAACAGCUAGUGUUACUACAGUUACUGCUGUAAAGCCUUCGAGUACUGGAACACCUGUAAAACUUCCAGUUACAGGACCACCUGCACAAUCCAUCUCCCAGAAGGCAGUCUCUGUGAAAGCAGAGGGCACAACAGUAGCACAGACCAGCGCUUCUACAGAGAUGUUAGAGAAUGUGAAGAAAUGCAAGAAUUUCCUUGCUACGCUAAUAAAAUUGGCAUCUAGUGGACCUCAAGCCCCCGAGAUGGGGCAGAAUGUGAAGAAUCUGGUGCAAAAUCUCUUGGAAGCAAAAAUUGAACCAGAAGAAUUUACAAAGAAGCUGUACAUAGAGCUCAAGUCUUCUCCACAGCCGUAUUUAGUUCCUUUUCUUAAGAAAAGCAUGCUUGCCUUACGGCAACUAAUGCCAAAUGCUCAAAGCUUUAUCCAGCAGUGUAUGCAGCAGCCAGCUCCAACCCAAGAAGCUGUUUCAACUUGUACCUCUGCACCAACUCCUGUAGCGGUGGCGACCUCAGCUGUAGCAACAAAUUCUCUUCCCGUUAUAAAACCAGUGUCUGCCUCUGCGACAGUCGCAGCCUCUCCAGUUAUAAAACCAGUCCUUUCCAGUGCACCGGUGACAGCCUCUCUGCAGACCGUGAAGCCUGUUCCUGCCUCUGCAGUGGUGGCAGCCUCUCUUCGUCCCGCAGCGUCAGUCCUCACCACCACAAUAGCGACAUCAGGGCUGACUGCUAUCCAAACUGUGAAGCCGGUCUUCACCUCUGCGGUAGCAACGUCCUCUCUCCAACCUGUAAAGCCAGUGCUCGUCUCUGCAGUGGCAUCCUCAGCAACAACCCCUCUCCAGCCUUUGAAACCAGUCAUCGGCACCCCCAUCAGUAUUAAAAUCUCCCAGCCAAACUCCAUCGUUGCGCAGUCGGUGGGCGCGCAGCAGGUGGUAAAAGUGAAACAGUUGGUAGUCCAACAACCGUCAGGAGCCAUUGUAAAGCAAGUAUCCACACUCCCACAGCCCUCAACGCUGACUCUCCAGACAUCUGCAGAGAAGAGGAUGCCGCUGAAUACGCUUGUUCAAACCAACCAGUUUCCUGCAGGUUCCAUUCUGAAACAAGUUACCCUGCCAGGAAAUAAAAUUCUGUCGCUUCAAGCAUCUCCUGUUCAGAAAACUAAUAAAGAGAAUGGAACAACAUCCUUCAGAGAUGAAGAUGACAUAAAUGAUGUGACUUCUAUGGCUGGGGUCAACCUGAGUGAGGAGAGCGCGUGCAUUCUGGCAACAAAUUCUGAACUCAUUGGUACAGUGAUCCGCUCUUGUGCAGAUGAACCUUUUCUCUCUUCAGAAGCACUUCAAAAGAAGAUCUUGAACAUCGGUAAAAGGCAUGACAUUAUGGAACUUAACUCUGAUGUUGUGAACUUGAUCUCCCAUGCUACACAGGAGAGAUUACGAGGGCUCCUAGAAAAACUAACUGUAAUUGCUCAGCACAGAGUAUCAACCCACAAGGGGAGCGAUAAGUACAUCGUAUCUAGUGAUACCAGAGCACAGCUGAGAUUUCUCGAAAAGCUUGAUCACCUGGAAAAGCAGAGAAAGGACGAAGAAGAACGUGAAAUGUUACUACGAGCAGCCAAGAGCCGUUCCAAUAAAGAAGAUCCCGAGCAUCUGCGUUUGAAGCAGAAAGCAAAAGAGAUGCAACAGUUGGAGUUAGCACAAAUGCAACAAAGAGAAGCCAACCUCACGGCUUUGGCAGCCAUUGGACCGAGAAAGAAAAGGCCGUUGGAUUCAUCAAACGCUGGAUCUGGGCUGGAGGGUUUGAAUGGCAAUGGAAUUGCUCCUGGAUCGUCAAAUUUUAGCCUUACAAAACAGCUGCUUCGUCCAAGAAUAACCCGUGUCUGUCUCAGGGACUUGAUAUUCUGCAUGGAACAAGAGAGGGAGAUGAAGCAUUCUCUAACCUUGUACCGUGCUCUUCUGAAGUGAUUUAAAUUUUACAUUUCAACUUGCUGUCUACUGCCAAAGAAAACACUGAAGCUUUGUUGCACUGUCUUGAAAUUCCAAUUUCUGGAAAAUGAUCCGUUGUAAGGAUAACUCUUGUUUACAGAUAAACAUUUUUAUUAAAUACCUAACUUAGCACCUGUAGGGUUUUUAAUAAUACUUGGUUUAAACCAGUCUGUAAACCAGUGAAAACACUGAGCUGCACACACAAGCACCUGACUACCUGCUUGCAUUUAACUGUCUUGCAGGCUCCGAGGGCUUGGUAUGUGUACCUCGUUUAUGUAUGUCACUUGCUUCAGUAUUCCAGAGUCUCCAACAUAUGUUCUGUCUGUAGUGCCUUCUUAUCCAACCUUAUCUAGGGAAACAAGUAACACUUUAAAGGCACCGCGUAGCAUGACAACUGUGUUUAUUCAUGAACCAGCAGUCAGUCAACAUGCUAAUGCAUUGCCUGUCUGACUCAGCAUCUCCGUCAGUUUUCUGGGUUUAGAAUUACUACUGAAUGCUACUUUGUGGAGAGCAGAGUAGCAAGCAAAAGGAACAAGGGACACUUUGUCUUCCCUACAUCACCUCAACUGCCCUCCUCUUUUCGCUGACAAAGUGACUGAGGGAAGGUGAACAAAUUGGUCAUUCUUGUGGUUAAAGUACAUCAAAUGGUGUAGGCAGGGCAUACUUGGAUGUUUGGGAAAAUGUGCAGUUACUAAACUUGAAUACAGGGAGUGAAAGAGCCUAAAAAGGAAGAGAAAACACAUUAGACUGAUCUCUUAUGUUUUUCGUUUGUAGAUAUCAAAAAAUAGCAAUGAACUUAAGUAUAGAUUUAGAAAGAAAUAAACCAAAACAACCUGUGCUGACUGCAAAAAAAAAAAAAAGUGAAAACUUUAGAUACAGUAAAUAUUCUGAAACUUUACAGCUGGAGAGUCUUAAGGAGAAGAGUAAUAUUUGGAAAGCACAGGAUUCACUGCUUUAUUGAGAAUAUUGGUUUAGUUGUCAUCUUAAUGUUUAUAAUACCCUAAUAUGGUAUAACGGGAACUUUUCAAGUAGAAAGUAGUUAGUUCAGCCAGUUGCCUGGUUUUUGUUCAGUGAGGAGGAGGACUCCAAAUUAUUAAGACUGCUAGAAUAAAUUCAAAAAUCUGCUGGUAAAAAUUGUCUUGUGGUAGAAGGGAAAGCCUCCUGGUCACCCUUCUCCCAGCCUCCAAAUAUUUUGCCUCCCAUGGCACAGUGCUGCAUAGCAUGGCUGUUUCCCAGGAGCAGUGGGAAAGGCACUGACUGUGUUGAAUGGCUUCCUGCUAAAACUUUUUUUUUUCUUUUAAGGAACAAGCUUCCUAUGGUUGUUUGGCAUGCAACUUUAAAACUUUAAAGUGAUAGAUAACUCAAAUGCCCUCUACCAUCAGAACCACUGCAGAUAGUUACCAAAUUCAGUAAGUUUUGAGUCAGUUACGUUUUUUGUGUUGAAACAGUAGUGAAUAAUAAAUCUAGCAAAUAAAUGCUGUAAAUUAUUUAUAUAUGUAUAUAUGGCAUAUAUAUAU
Molecule: messenger RNA, 4034 nt
Organism: Cygnus atratus (black swan)
Lineage: Eukaryota; Metazoa; Chordata; Aves; Anseriformes; Anatidae
Gene: TAF4B
Product: TATA-box binding protein associated factor 4b
Biological process (GO): DNA-templated transcription; transcription initiation at RNA polymerase II promoter
Cellular component (GO): transcription factor TFIID complex
Molecular function (GO): protein heterodimerization activity; DNA binding; RNA polymerase II general transcription initiation factor activity
Source: RefSeq, a predicted model, not a curated record